AUGCUUCACAGGACGUCAUCGUCGAGACGACGGCGCGCUUCCCGGAGUGCCGCCACGUCACCGCAAGCCAGAUCUCCGAGAGCAUCAGCACAGCCCUCUCGAAGAGCCUCUUUAGCAGCUACAGAGACUGAUGAAGAAAUGGAACCAACUCCUCCGCCACAAAGAAGUCCUCGAGCGAGCCUCGCACCAGAUGCUGCACUAGACUACCAUCGCAGUCCAAGACACUCAUUGGUCCCCGAACCUAGAUCUGCCAGAAAUUCAAUUACACCCGAUACAGCUUUACCUACAAGAAAUACUCUGGCACCAUCUAGAAACAACUUAGCAGUGGACAUGAAUUACGGAUCAAGACUCAGUCUAAAUCCUCAAGACUUUAACAGAAGUCCAAGGAACAGUAUUACACCUGACGCGACUGCCAGAAGUCCGCGACGAAGCUUGGUCCCUGAGGGUACGUCAUGGAAUCAGCCUCGAAACUCCUUGGUGCCAGAUGUAGGGAGAAGUCCUCGUCAUUCUGUAGCAAGUAUUCAAAUAGACCCCGCUCGGAGUCAAAAAGACUUAGGGCCUAGUCCUAGGACCAGUCCAAGAGGGAGUGUAGGGCCUGAAGCUCCUCUAAAGAAAGAUAUUCAAGAAAUGAACAGGAGUCCGAGAGGAUCUUUGAUUCCUGAUUCACAAAGGAGUCCUCGGGGAAGUAUCGCACCAUCAGAAAGGAGUGCACGAGGUAGUCUAGUCGCAGGAGACUGUGAAGCAAAUAGGAUCAGCCCCAGGGGAAGUUUAACGCUGACAUUCCAAGAGCCAUUGGUUUCUCGAGAGCGACGGCCGAGCGAAGAUAGUCAGACUGCGGGUACCCGAGGACGGAGCGUGUCCCCCUACAGAGCAUCGGUGGCUGGCAGACAGACGGGGGCUGGUGCACCUUCAGAUACUGGAUCCCGAAGAGCCUCUAGCUCAGUUAGUCAGGUCUCAGGAGAUGAACAACGUCGCCUCUGCGGGGAACAGGCCAAGUACAGUGAUAGGACUGGCCUAGGCCUAGGCAUGGGCCUGACGACGUACGGCUCAGUGGCCUACCAGCUGAAAGACGCGAAUAUGGAAGCUUCUGGAACCGUGGACUUUGUGUGCAGGGCUGCUAAGAUUAUGAAUAGGACAAUUCUCAUGACGGUGUUCUUGGUGAUGUUGUCUACACUGCCUAUUAUUAUGAUGAUAAUGGGAGUCCACUACCUCCGAGACUGUCCAGCGGAACCCCGUCUGCCAGUCUACAUGAUUGUGGGUGGCGUAUCCGGAGGCGCCGGGCUAGCCUGGCUGCUGUUCACCCAACUCUUCGGGAGGAAUUCUAACUCUUCAGCCAGCGUGCCUGAAAAGAUACUAGCGUCAUUGCUGACUUUGUUUCUGAUGGCUUGGUUUGCCGUCGGCAACUACUGGACCCUGGGCAUCAUGUGGCCAGACUACACACCAACACUGUUCGAGCCGAACCAGUGGUGCCACAGAACGCUAUACGUGUUCUCACUCACACAGCUGGGCGUGGUGUGGGGGCUCAUGGCUCUGGUGCUGCUGGUGCUAAUGGCUCUUGCUGUUUGUCAGGUAUUCGGCUGUGGCUGGUUAGGGCCGCCUAGAUACAAGUAGCAACGGCGCAGCGUCGUGCUAGAACUAUGGCACAGGAACAUCAACAACACCAUGGACGUAGCCGGAGCCCUGCUGCCCUUCACCCAGGUCGUGCGCCCCGAGCUCACCAUCCAUGUGCAAGAGGUGCUCACCCAAGCAGACAAGGAGGCAGAGCUCCCCAAACCAAAGAACACCAUCCCAGAAAUAAACGAACCAAGUGACAAAGACGAUGAAGUGAAAACCCCACCUAAGAAUGUAGACAACCCCAAAAGUGUACAUAAGGACAAAAGUGCUAGUGUUACUGAAAAUGGUGGUAAGAAAUACUUUGACAAAAGUGCUAAUGGUAAGAAUAGUGAAGUGAGGAGCUGCGAUGUAGUGACUAUGAAGAACACGAGAAAGGGCAGUCCUGCCUGAUGGUUGUUCGUCGUGCUGCCACCGCACGGCAAAAAGCAUGUACAUUUCGAAGCAACAGAUAAGAUAUAUUAUUUCUGAAUUGCUGUGGACGAUAUAUUAUUGGUGGAGCUAAAUGUCGAACCAAGUUUUGAUAGAUUAACAAUAAGUGUAUGAAUUAUGGCAUCAGUUUUUCGUAAAAAAAUCGAUUUGCUACCUAUUAAAAUAUAGCGAACUAUUUAAUUGCAUGAAACAUUUAACCUAAACAGAUUUUCAGAUUUGUGGGACCAGAGGCCUCACAAAAUUCUUUACACACCUGACAACGGUAAAUAUUUCGGAUUCUAAAACGAAGGUUUUUAUCCGCUUCUAAAUUGUUCGUACAUUAAGCGAACCUUUUCCAACUUCUCAGCUCACUAUCUAAAUAGAAUAAAAAGUAACCUUGUGUUCCUGACAGUUGGAAUCCAGGCUUAGACGAGACUUUUGGGAAAAACUUUUCUAACUUUACCUCCGUCUUUAAGAAUUACAAAAGUGCGAGUAUUUAUAGUUAUUUCUGUGGUUCGAUAUUUCUGCUCGCCAGUGUACCGUUGCUUGACUGUCACUGCUUUUCGAGUCCGUGCUCAAAAUGCUGUCUUUUACUGUACUUUUAAAAUAGUAUAUAUUAAAAUAAUGCAUAAAUAAUAACAUAGUAUAUGUGAUAGUAGUUUUAAUUUCAUAUCAAUGUGUUGUCUUAAUUAAUGGUAUGUAUGUGUGCCGUUUCUUUAUCGUUAAGAUACAACGAAUAUUUAUUAGUCUUAGUGCUUUUUAUAUUGUAUUGUAAAUAUUGGGAUUUUAAUAUAAUCAAUAUUAAUAUGUAAUGUAGGUAUAUCAUAUCAGCUUAUGUACUAGUUAACACAUAUCCUUUAUAGUAGAUUAACAUAUAAAAGAGUAUUUUCGAAACGAUUCAAGUUUUAGAAAAUGGAACGUUUGGUAGGUAACAACGUCCUAAAAAGACCAAAGUAUUAACAUAAUUACUCAUGAAAUUCACAUUACUAUGAGCCUAGCACGAACAAGUUUUUAAAAGUAUGCAUACCGUAAGCGAUUUUUGAAUGGAGUAAUUUUAAAUAAUUUAUAUCCCUUGUUUUUAAUGUUAUAUAUUUUUUGUCUGCGAGUACAUACUACGUAGGUUAUUAUUCCUUUUAAAGCAACAGUUUUAUAAUUGACAUAAUGGUACAUAUUAAUGACUUACAUUGCUAACACAAAUGUGACAGUAGUAUAUCAUUACGUAGUCGUAGAUCGUACAUCGUCGUUUAGAAUCAUAUGCAAAAG
Molecule: messenger RNA, 3285 nt
Organism: Helicoverpa zea (corn earworm)
Lineage: Eukaryota; Metazoa; Arthropoda; Insecta; Lepidoptera; Noctuidae
Exons: 7
Coding region: 1-1611 (536 amino acids)
Source: RefSeq, a predicted model, not a curated record